Molecule: messenger RNA, 1704 nt
Organism: Mesorhabditis spiculigera
Lineage: Eukaryota; Metazoa; Nematoda; Chromadorea; Rhabditida; Rhabditidae
Source: the annotation of a GenBank genome assembly
AUGCGCAUCAACCUCAUCACGACAUUCAAGGACUUCAAAAACGAACGGCUAGCCAUACACGACUUGCUCGAAGACCCAGAAAUCCUGCUAGCAGCCAGAGGAAAAGAUGUGACGAUACAGCUCGAAGAUUUUAAUGCCGGCCAAAAGCCGUCUUUCGAGGACGCGCACUCGCCGUUUUUGUUGACCCAUUGCCUGGAGGAGAGUAAGAUGGAGAACGGGAAUCCAUAUUAUAUACAUUUAUUUGGUGAAGUGCUCGGCUACACGCUGCCCAUCGACUUCUGGAAUACAGAGUUCCUGGAGCGAUUCGGGUUGCGCCCCGGGUUGUCGCUCUCGGAAAUGGCGGUGGCUAUCGCGAAAAUUGGCAAUCCGAAUGCAAUCUACUUCCAACGCGAUGCCUCCUUUUUGCGCGAGAUCCCAUUCCACGAGCCUGUAUUUAUCGACGAGCCCCUAGGCCGGCAGAGGGCCAACUAUCUGGCGGAAAGUGUCCAGAGGAAGGCGAAGAAUUUCCAUAUCUACACUUGCCACACCGAGGGCAUCAACAACACCUACAAUAAGGACGUCGUAUUGAAAGGCCUUGAGCCCCUGCAGCAGCACAUCAAGCAGUUUAUCCUGCGCCAUCUGGCCUCCGAUUUUCGGGCUGGAGGCGAAGAAGGGCCCAGAAAAAUCAGCCAGAAACCGGAAGUCACAAAACAACAACAAGAGACCGUCGAAAAGGCCAUCGCUCUUGCCACCGAGCAUCAACUCGUCGUGUUGCUGGGAGAUUUUGGCACCGGAAAAAGCCGAGUGCUGCAAGAAAUUUCCCAUCAAAAAUCCAUCCCGCUAAUCACCAGCGACAGCGUAUCCACGCUGAACUUGGCCGAAAAGUCGUUGUGCAUAGAUGAUCUGGAUGCGUUAUCAAAAGAGCAGAUGACGCUUUUGGCCACGGAGCUCGGGGAUGGACGUCGCUUUUUCGGCACGGCACGGAAAGUGCCGAAAUUUUUGAUGAAGAGCAACGCCCAGUUCCGCGUGGCUACUCUGGCGUUGGGAGGAGAGGAAGACCACGACAAAAUCAAGAGAGCCCUUUGCCAAUUUAUGAGCUAUCAAUCGCCAAACGAAGAGCUUGAAAUUACAAACAGGAAAUUCUCGGACGCUACUAUGCAAAUAGCUGAACUUGUCGCAGAUCCGGCGGGGCCUGGUGAUGAGAACGAAGCGGAAAACGGCGCCACCUCAAAAAAGUGGACAGUCGAAAAAGCAAAAAUCGCCGGCGCUAUGACCUGCUUCGGGGCCAAGCCGCAUGCAGUUCGUGAUUUGGCCAGACACGGAACCAUGCGUAUGUGCGAGGCGGACCUGCUGCUGAUGGAGUCGGACUCGGUGGGGCAUCUACUCAUCGGGGCCCUUUGUCUGCUGACGCUCUCACAGAACGGGAUUGAGGAACGGUUUUUACGACGUUUGAUGGCCCCUGAAGACCAUCUGAUGCCGAUGUCAUUCAAGCGACGGGGCAAAAACCUGACUUACGAUUACUGUCUCGACCGAUAUGGGCAUCGUGAAGAGGUGCUGGCACUUAGAUGGAGAUACGUCCGAAUGCGCAUCGCCCACUACCUCCAGUUUCCGGACGCUAGUCGCAAGCUUCUUGCUGUGUCCGCCGUUUGCAGAAAGGUCAUUUGGAAAAGAUACCUGGCACACAGUGAGACGCUGGACCACUUUCAAAAGAAGAUGCGAGGGAAA